This is a messenger RNA of Acanthoscelides obtectus, 2248 nucleotides long. NCBI's taxonomy places the organism in Eukaryota, Metazoa, Arthropoda, Insecta, Coleoptera, Chrysomelidae. The record is from the annotation of a GenBank genome assembly.
UGUUUUUGUAAAUAAUAGUUUAUUUGGGUUUACAAAAUAUACAUCCUAAAAUGUGUCUUCAAUCUUAUCUAUAAAAUGCUCCAAGAUCAUUAUUGGAUGUUUUGUUAUCAUCCAAUUAUAGUGACUACAACUACACUUUAUUGCUGACCUCCAUGUACUGAUAUGUUUACAUACAUACUCACGAGUUAAAUCAACAGCAAGUACAAUCUAUAUAUAACAUUAUAAUUAUGCAGGUUGAAAUACCUUUUAAUUGGUCUAUUUGUGUAUAUGGGAUGAGGAAAACAAGACACAAUUUUUGCAUAACUUUAUAUUCAACUUGAAUCUUAUAGGAACAUGUAGUACUUAAUACUUAUAUGCCAUGACUGUGUAUCUGAAAGCUACUCCAGAAACAAAGCUCUAUAAAAUUAAUAGUUACCACAUUAUGUAUAAAUAAGUUCAUUUAUCAGUUUUAUUUUGUGAUUAUAUAGAGUAAAGGUUGAUAUAUAGAAUUAUUGCAUGUGGUAAGAAACAUAUGAAACAAAUAUUCAGAUGAUUGAUGGUUUUGUACUGAUUAGUUGCUUUUGUAUUGAAGUAAAUCAAUAUCUUUUAGAUGAGUUAUCUUUUUUAUAUGUGGAUGAAAUCCUAUCAGAGAUUUCUAAUAGAUACAAGAAUAAUAUAUAUAGGUAUAUGUGUACAAUGCUAAAUGCCUCAAGAUUUAAAAUGGCAAACAGGCUUGAUUUGCUGAUUUUGGGUGCAACAGGCUUUACAGGAAAGUAUUGUAUACCUUAUGUUUAUAAGUUAUCCAAAACAGAUGGAAAGAAUCUGUCAUGGGGUAUUGCUGGCAGGUCAGAAGAGAAACUUAAGGAAGUACUAGCUGAAAUGAGUAAAAAAGUUGGAGCAGAUCUGUCAAACAUCCCAAUUGUAAAAUGUGACAUCAAAGAUGAUGAGUCCCUAAAGAAAAUGGCUGAGAAGACCAAAGUAGUCAUAAACUGCUGUGGGCCAUACAGAUUUCUUGGGGAGCCAGUAGUCAAAGCCUGUAUUGAGGUUGGGACCCAUCAUGUAGAUGUUAGUGGAGAACCGCAGUACAUGGAAAAGAUGGAGCUGGAAUACAAUAAUGCUGCAAAGGAAAAGGAAGUGUAUGUUGUCAGUGCCUGUGGCUUGGAUAGUAUCCCAACAGAUUUGGGAAUUGUAUUUCUUGAGCAGAAUUUUAAAGGUGUUUUGAAUUCUGUUGUAACAUACAUUGAAGCAUGGGAAGAGGGAGAACCAACUCCUGGCCCAUCUGUUAAUUAUGGAACAUGGGAGUCUGCUGUUUAUGGGUUAGCACAUUGGGAUGAGCUCAAAGAUUUGAGAAGGAAACUAUAUAAAGAAAAAUUGCCUACUUUUGAACCCAAGCUUAAGCCAAGUGUGAUUCCUCAUCAGCCAUCAGUGGUAGAAGGUUGGUCUUUACCCUUCCCAGGAGCUGAUCGUUCUGUUGUAAAACGAACUCAGCGCCAUUUUUACGAAAGAGACAAUAAAAGACCAAUCCAAGUUGACACACAGUUUGUUGUCAAGUCUUUGCUACAUGUAAUCUUGAUGGGAAUUUGUGGAGCUAUUUUCCAAAUCCUUUGCAAGUUCGAGUUUGGAAGGAAACUGUUGUUGAAUUAUCCAGAAGUAUUCAGUUUGGGUAUGUUCAGCAAGCAAAGUCCAUUAGAAAAGAAGAUAGAGAAGAGUUGGUUCCAAGUGACACUGUAUGGUGAAGGUUGGAAAGAAAAAUUGGCUGAUAAAAAUGAUCAGUACAAAACGCCGUGUGAUCAGUACAUUGUGGGGCGUGUCAAGGGCAAGAAUCCUGGAUAUGGAGCCACGUGUGCAUGUUUGGUCGGAUCUGCUGUGAUGAUUGCAACUGAAAAGGAUAAAAUGCCUGGAAGCGGUGGCGUCUUUACUCCUGGGGCUGCCUUUGCUAAGACAUCAUUGAUCAAACUCCUGAAUGAGAAUGGUGUCACAUUUGAUAUUAUUGAGCAACAAGAUAUACAUAAAAAAUAAUGCUUUGGAUAUUCUUCUGGGUGCUGACAUAUAUUUUAUAUAGGGCGUAAAUGUAGUGUUUUAGAUGUCAGUAUUAGUUUUUUUGUGCUAUAUUUUUAACAAGUAUAUAUUUUAUCGAUAUAAUAUAAAAUGAAUCUAACGAUUUCUAACUGAAGUGCAUUUACAGUUUGUCAUAUCUUAUUAUACUAGAAACUGUUAUUUCUGUGGUAGGGAUUAACCAAAGAUAAAUAUAUUGUUUCUAUUUUUGGAA